AUGAAAUCUCCAAAAAGUUAUGCAAAAAUAGCUUGUAUUAGUUGUGCAAAGUCGAAAAGAAGAUGCGAAGCUGUCCUUUCAUAUCAAUCAUGUAAAAGGUGUGUAAAAGAACAUCUGCAAUGUAUCUACCCUGAUUCUAUAAAGAAACGUGGGCCAAAACUGAAGCAAAAUUCACUUGAGAGUAUUACACAAUUGCGGGAUGAAGGAGAUUUUAAUUCGCAGGUAUCAGAAUUAAAUAAGGAAUCCAUUACCGAAAAUUAUAUGGUGUGUGAUGUUCAAUUGUUAGAAAAAAUCAAGCCAGAUUUAUCGGACAGAUGUGCAAAUUGCUAUGAGCAAAAAAAAGGAUGCAAACAUAGUGGAAUACCGGGAAAAUUUAGAUGCGAAAGAUGCCGAAAGAGGAAAACUGCAUGUUUAAUUCAAUGUAUUGAAUGUUAUAAAAAAAAUAGUGAAAAAAAAGAAAAAGUCCCCCGAUGUAAUAAUUGUAAAGUAAUUAUGGAAGAUCCGCCUCUUGACUACAACUUUAUUCGAGAGGAUGACAAAAUAUAUCUGAAAUUUAGUGAUAAUGCUAAAAUAGAAAUUACUCAAGAAAAAUUUAAAGAUCUUUUAAAACUGCAAAUAACUGGAUCUAAUUUUUCAUUGAAUUCGUCAUUCCUCGAUGACGUUAAUUACCAAUCAUCAUUCGUAGACGGUUCCAGUUACAGUUAUCCUCCAUCCUUUAGUAAUGUGCUCAAUGAGCCACGUUUUUAUUCGAACCCUAAUUACUAUGCCUUUAAUAAUACAUCUCAACCUUUUGACAUCUUACCACCAUUUAGUGAGUCAUUAUCUGCUGAAUCCGAUUACAACGAAUGUAUCGGCUUGUUCAACCCUGAACUGUGA
This is a messenger RNA of Scutellospora calospora, 876 nucleotides long. NCBI's taxonomy places the organism in Eukaryota, Fungi, Glomeromycota, Glomeromycetes, Diversisporales, Gigasporaceae. The record is from the annotation of a GenBank genome assembly.